CUCAGCACUAUCCUAACAUCCCCGCAGCGCUGUUGCGACCAUGGCGGCCGGGUUGCCCUCGUGGUCCCCUGGGAGUUGGGCCGCGGCACGUUCGCCGUGCACACCGCCUAAGCGUUUGGGUGUGGCUCAAAGCCAAGCCAUGACACCUGCACCAAGCUCACCUCAGAUGGUGUCACAUCGCCGUGGCUCGCAGCGAGCUCUGACGCCGUCGGACCGAAGAAGCUACGGUCUAGCUCGCAAGUCGCCCGACCCCGCCACACCGGGGAUGCCACCAGAGCGCCUAGCAUUGGAGAUGAGGUCGACCCCUCCCACGAAAACCACCAAGGAUGGGAAAAUGCCAAGGCCCCGAGCCCGUGCGGCCUCCGAAACCGGCCCAUGCGAAUCCAAGGAAUCCCGUCCUCGUGGUGCACACAAGUCGCCUGGCGACCAGGACUCCCAGGACUCCCAGGCGCUGAAAGAACUGAAAGCGGAGAACCGCACCUUGCGCGCGCUGGCAGACAGGUUGCAGUUGCAACUUGCCGCUGUAGAGGAGAGUGGCCGGCGGUACCAAAAUGCUGCUGAGGAGCUCUUGAUAGGUGCUUGGGAGGACCAGAUGGACAGACCUGGCCUCGGCCGAGAGGAUGAGGAGGAGCUGCUGGCUGCGUUGGUUCACCGUCAAGGUGACUUACUUUGAGAUGCUUCCUAUAGCCAGAAGCAAUUAGUUGCAGGGCAGAAGAUCCACUUGGGCAGGCAGUGAGGGAGAGCUGCUUGAAAAAGCGCUGCAAUGGCGGAUGAAGUUGAAACUCAUUGGUGACUAGGCAUAG
Cladocopium goreaui is the source of this 803-nucleotide messenger RNA. The record is from the annotation of a GenBank genome assembly. Lineage: Eukaryota; Dinophyceae; Suessiales; Symbiodiniaceae.